CCGGGCAGGAGGAAAGGCGAAAGGUGCCAGGAAAAGGACCGGCGCCAUGCCCAUACGUGCAAGGCAGCCAGGGAGCCUGCGUGGUUGGGCCAGAAUCUGAUUCCGGCGACCUCGGUGAUGCCUUGACAAAGCUCAAAAGAUAGGUAUCAGUCCAAAUCAAAUCCCCUUAGCCCCAGCUGCGUGCCCACUUGCCCUUUGCCCUUGCAAACAAACCUCUCUUUGGGGCGGCUUCUUCAGGACCACCUCCUUCGCCGGCGAGGCCACAGAUCUACCGGCGCCGCUGGCCGUGGUCGAGCAGGAGAAGGGAGAUUAAUUGAUGAGCGGCAAGUUCUACUGCAUGACGGUGAGGAUGAACAUCGACUGCAACGGGUGCUACCAGAGGAUCAGGAGGGCGCUCCUCAACAUGCAAGACCUGGAGAGCCACAUGAUCGACCGGAAGCAGCACCGGGUGAGCGUCUGCGGCGCCUUCGUGCCGCAGGACGUGGCCAUCAAGCUCCGCAAGAGGACCAACCGCCGCGUCGAGAUACUGGAGGUCAAGGAGGUGGACACCGGAGGCGGCGGAGACCCGCCAGCGGAGGGCGGCGGCGGCCAGCAGCCUUGAAGUAGUGGCCGCGGCGCAGGACACAGCCUUCCCGAGUCGUCCUGCUUGCUUUCAGGUCCCAUGCCCGGGAGCUCAUGCUGGGUUGCUGUUGCUGAACGGGUAACCUAGAGAGAAAUGAUCUUUAGGCUUCACUACUUGCAGUUGGAACGCUGUAAGCACACAAAGUUGGCUAAUGUAAGCAUUGCCAUAUGCCGUAGGUGCACUCUUCGAAACAGAUACCAUUGUCCUUGGA
This is a messenger RNA of Setaria italica (foxtail millet), 833 nucleotides long. RefSeq names its product heavy metal-associated isoprenylated plant protein 26-like. The record is from RefSeq and is a predicted model, not a curated record. The transcript is spliced from 3 exons. Gene Ontology annotation, molecular function: metal ion binding. NCBI's taxonomy places the organism in Eukaryota, Viridiplantae, Streptophyta, Magnoliopsida, Poales, Poaceae. The coding region runs from base 317 to 601 and encodes 94 amino acids.